Molecule: messenger RNA, 1575 nt
Organism: Pygoscelis adeliae (Adelie penguin)
Lineage: Eukaryota; Metazoa; Chordata; Aves; Sphenisciformes; Spheniscidae
Product: butyrophilin subfamily 1 member A1-like
Exons: 3
Coding region: 737-1387 (216 amino acids)
Molecular function (GO): protein binding
Source: RefSeq, a predicted model, not a curated record
UUGAGCACUCUCCCCAUCCCAUCAACAGGAGAGGGAAAGCGGAUCGCUCCUCGCUUUGCCCUCAGGAUCUUUGUUUCGGAUUUAAAGGUGUUUUGCGGUGGUUGGUCGCGGUGGUUAUUUGCUUCUCGUCUACCCGUAACGAUCCGGCUGGGGAAAUUUGGGUGAGAAACAGCACGGCUCCUGCUUUAAUCGCAAUUUAAGGGUGAUUUUCCCACCUUUUCCCCCCUUCUACUCCUCCGCCUGCCGCUUUAAUUCCCCUCUCCGCAGUUCUGCUGGGGAAAGCACGGGGAAAAGAAGCAACCCGUUUAUUUUUGAGCACGGCAGCGUGGUUUAUUCAACCAUUUUGGGGCUCCGUUAUUCAUUUCCAAUGCCCUUUUACCGGGGGGCGGCCGCUUGUUUGCACUCAGAGCCCCACGCCGGGUCUCGGAGGACGGACUCGAGGCCCCUCGACGCCAGCCCUUAUCUCCCCAGUGCACAUUUUCCCCCGGGGCCAGCGGCAAAUUUCUCCCACCUCUCGCAGGAUUUCUCUGGACGCGAGAGAGUUGGACUCGGCUUAUCUCAAUUUUAAGGAUUUUUCUCACUCAAAUAAACCUUGUCGGAUUUGAUUGCCCGAGAAAAUGAAUGGUGGAGGCAGAGGUGGAUUUAAGGUGGAUUCAUCCCUGAGCCAGCACAAGGAGUGGGGAUUUUGGGGGAUAAUCGUAUCUACAAGCCGGGAGGGGAGGACGUCGCGGGCGCGAUGGCUUUCUUCCUCAAACCACGGCCACGCACGUGGGAUCUUGCUCUGGACUACCACACGGUAAAACAGUUUGAAGGUAACCAAAGGCAGCCGGAGAGGAGCAAAGCACCGAUUCCUGAUGUUUUCUGGGCUGCAUCAAUGGACGUGACCCUGGAUCCAGCCACGGUGGGUCCCGAGGUGAUCCUCUCCGAGGACCUCAAAGAGGCCACCUGGGGUAGACCUGGACGCCGGUGGCCUGAGGGUCCGGGCCGGUUCGACACGGAUCCGUGCAUGUUGGGCAGCGAGGGCUUUAUCUCGGGCCGUCACUACUGGGAGGUGGAGGUGAACGGGCGCUUCUGGGCCGUUGGGGUGGCCCGCGAGUCGGUUCAGAGGAAAGGCCGGGUCCUCUUCAAGCCCAACGCCAAGAUUUGGGGCUUGCAGAAGUAUGAUGAGCUCUGCGUGGCCCUCACGGCUCCUUCCAACACCUCCGUCCCGCUCCUCAACGGGGAGAUCGGGGUCUACCUGGACUACGAGGUGGGCCAGGUCUCCUUCUACGCAGUCGGCAGCCGCCAACUCAUCUUCACCUUCCCCGUGGCCUCCUUCAGCGGAGAGAGGGUCUUCCCCUACUUCUGCGUGCUCCUCUCCACCAUCAAAGUGUCCCCCAAGGGUUGAUGCGCCGGCAGGGUCCCCCCGAAGCUGGUUGCUCCACGGCGGUUGGCAAUGCUCCUUGAUGUUCCUCAACUCUUAUUUACCAGGUCUCGGAGCCAUUUCCACCUCAGCUCAUGGUCCUACCUCCAUCUUAGACGUCUCCAUUUUGGGUUACAUCCAGCGGGUUUCGGGUCCGAGCUCAGUGCGGCUCG